CGCCCCGGCCCGGUCCGGCUCGGCGGAGAGAUGCGUGUCUGGAUAUCCGCCGUCGUCGUCGAGUGUCGAGUGCGAAGGAGGGAGGGUCGCCCCGCCGAUGCACGGGGCAGGCACAACUUGGGGCCAGGCGCGCGUCGGCAGUGUCGGCUCGGUGGCUUUGCUGGGGAGUUGCAGUGUGCUUUCGGACCGAGCGCCGCGAUCGCGAACGAACGCGCCCGCCCGCGAGAAAUGGCGUCUUUCGUCGAGAAACGCCGGAAAAAGUGCCGCGUCGUGCCCAUCCAUGAUUGUAUUUCGAGGCCGGCUAUGAGGGACAGAAAGGAGAAGAAAUUGUACACAGACGAUUGGGCCUUAGGCGACGAUGACAUUGAAGGAAGAAGAUCUUUUAGUAUUCAAGAGAAGUUAGAAACAGAUCGAUACUCACAAAAUUUCGUCAAAGAAAUGCAAGGCGCAGACUUCAAUUUAGCUUAUUUGCAAAGACAUGGGUUCAACACUCCUCUUUUAUUUAAAGAGAAGGCUGGUUUGCAUCUGCAAGUUCCAAGUUCUACAUUCACUGUCAAAGAUGUUCGUACUUGUGUCGGAUCAAGGAGAACACUAGAUGUCAUGGAUGUAAACACCCAGAAAAAUUGUGAAAUGACCAUGAAGGAGUGGCAACGUUAUUAUGACGACCCGGUUAAAGAUAAAUUAUUAAAUGUGAUCUCGUUAGAAUUUAGUCAUACAAAACUAGAAAAUUAUGUUAAAAGCCCAGCUAUUGUGAGGCAAAUAGAUUGGGUCGAUUGUGUUUGGCCUCGACACUUAAAGGAAGCACAAACUGAAUCUACAAAUGUGCUCGAAGACAUGAUGUACCCCAAAGUACAGAAGUAUUGUUUAAUGUCCGUCAAAGGUUGCUAUACUGAUUUCCACAUUGACUUCGGAGGAACGAGUGUUUGGUACCACAUUCUUCGAGGGAGGAAGGUUUUUUGGUUGAUACCUCCAACAGAGCACAAUAUCCAACUUUACGAACAGUGGGUUUUGUCAGGUAAACAAGGAGAUAUCUUCUUUGGUGACACCGUUGAAAAGUGUGGUAGAGUUACUCUGAUAGAAGGAUGCACCUUUUUCAUUCCUACUGGUUGGAUUCACGCAGUUUACACGCCCAAAGAUUCACUAGUGUUUGGAGGAAAUUUCCUGCAUUCUUAUGCAAUUGAAAAACAGUUGCGAAUUGCCCAAGUUGAAGAUUCAACUCGAGUUCCUCAGAAAUUUCGUUACCCUUUCUUCACAGAAAUGCUAUGGUAUGUGCUGGAGCGGUAUGUUAGCUGUUUGUUGGGGGUUUCACAUCUGGCUGAAAAGGACUCAGCCGUACAGCCCUCUCCGCGGUCAUCAGAACACACUCAUUUAACGCAUCAAGAGCUGCACGGACUAAAGUCAAUUGUUACGUACCUCCAUUGUUUACCUGCCAACAAGAAGAAUGUCCCUGAAUUAAUAAAGGAUCCAGUUGCUCUAAUUAAGGACGUAAGAACUCUAGUAGAGCAGCACAGGCAUGAUAGUUCAGAAUCAGCCGUUACUGGAAAGCCUGUUCUCAAAUCCCAGUUUGAGAAAGAUUCCAUUCGUCGAGCACCAUUAAGCAAAACUUAUCAAUUUUCCCCGGGGCCUGAUCGGGGUCACGGGCAUCCGAAUGGGAAAUCCAAAAUACCUCGGGGCAGUGGCAAUGGACCAAGAAGACGGAGAACAAGGUGUAAAAAGUGUCAGGCUUGCAAACAGGCAGACUGCGGUGAAUGUAUAUUUUGUCAAGAUAUGGUCAAAUUCGGCGGGCCAGGACGUGCAAAACAAACAUGUGUCAUGAGACAGUGUUUACAACCAAUGUUGCCUAUCACAGCUGCGUGUGUUUCCUGUAGUUUGGACGGCUGGGGUCAACAGUUAGUCAUACCUAUUCAAAAAACAAACAAAGAAACGCCAAGUUCCUUAAUGGAGUGCAGUGUAUGUUACGAAAUCAUCCACCCAGACUGUGCGGCUAAAGUUUGUGCUGAUUCUGAAGGUAUUGUCAAUGAAGAUUUACCAAAUAGUUGGGAGUGCCCAAAAUGUUGUAAGGAUGGGAAGAAUGUUGAAUACAAGCCGAGACAUUUUCGAGCGCGACAAAAGUCAACUGAUAUGCGGAAAAUGCAUAGCGACGGCAGCCCUAUAAUGAAAAGAGAGAGAAUGGAGGAUCAUUCCGGUGGUGAAGAUUCUGAUUCAUCAGAUAGUGACCGUACUUACCAAGAUCAUCCUGCAGCCAAGAGGAUUAAAUCUGAAUCUCCCGAGGACCUUCAGAACUCAAGUGGAAUGAAAUGGUUAAAUGGCGAUUCAGUUCGAAGUCGGAAUUCAGAUGAAACAACAUCCAACAAUAGUGGAGCUAACAUAACUGCCUCAUCCUCAUCAUCAUCAACUACGUGUGAACCGAGGAAAUUAGCUUUACGAACCCAGUUAGCUUAUCAGCUAAACGCAAACAGCAAUAAGCCUUUACGACGGCCAUUGUAUGUUGUGCGACCAUCACCAGCACCGUCAACCCCUACCAUAAAACAAGAGCCGGGCGUGAAUAGUGGCAAUGCAAAUAUGAAUAGGACAUGCUUACUCGCAAUUUUCAAGUAUUUGUCCCCGACAGAUUUAUCCAUCUGUGCUCAAGUUUGUCGGACUUGGUCCCAGAUUAGUGUGGAUCCUGUUUUGUGGAAAACAAUGAACUUGCAAAGUAAAAAACUCACUAGUUCCUGUUUGACAGGUAUCGUGCGGCGACAACCUGAAACUUUGAACUUAGAUUGGACGAAUGUGGUCAAGAGACAAUUGACAUGGCUUAUUACGCGGCUCCCACAAAUGAGGCACUUGUCGUUGCAAGGUUGCCCCGUUGUAAGCGUAACAGCUCUCAGGACGUGUCAGUGCCCACCUUUACAGUCUCUAGACUUAAGUUUUGUUACUGGUAUGAAUGAUGCUGCCUUAAGAGAAAUCCUUUCAUCUCCCUCUGAUUCAAGACCAGGAUUAAUUGAUACCAAAUCUAGACUUAGGAACCUAAAAGUAUUAAAAUUAGCCGGUUGCAAUGUUACUGACGUUGCAAUACUUUACAUUGUGCAAAAUAUUUGUAAUCUUAGUGUUCUUGAUCUCUCUCAAUGUAACCGAUUGACUGAUGCUGGUAUUUCACAACUUUCAUCUCAGCAAUCGCUUACUCUUAAAAGUCUCCAAACAUUAAAUUUAGCUGGUUGUAAGUUAAUCACAGAUCAAUCUCUAGAUCAUUUGGUAAGGUGCGUGAAUCUCUCAAGACUUGAUUUGCGACACGCCCCUUUAAUUACUUACUCAGCUGUACAGAAGUUCAUUUCUCACUCGAAACAAAAAUUAAGUAUUUUUGAUAGUAAACUAAUCAAACUAAGUAAAUAAAAGUUAUUGUCUUUGUAUCAUCUUUUUUAUCAUUGUUUUUUGUACGUGUGGAAUAAUUUUUGUAUUGAAACAUGGUUGAUAAUGCAACCAAAUCAGUUGUUAUAUUUUCUCGCUUAAAUUUUUUCGAAUCAUUGUGGAGAGUAACUUAAUGUGGAGUGACUUUAUGAAAUUUAUAUAGGAAACAAAAUUGCUCCUAUGAACAAAAGUGUGUAUUUUUUGUCUUUAUCUGAUUUUAUUGAAAGAUUUAUAAUAACUACCUAAAUUCCUGAACUUAGGUACAAAUAAAAAACAGAAUCUUUUAAUUAAAAGAAA
Bemisia tabaci is the source of this 3684-nucleotide messenger RNA. It is a transcript of the gene Kdm2, whose product is annotated as Lysine demethylase 2. The record is from RefSeq and is a predicted model, not a curated record. Gene Ontology annotation, molecular function: DNA binding; protein binding; zinc ion binding. NCBI's taxonomy places the organism in Eukaryota, Metazoa, Arthropoda, Insecta, Hemiptera, Aleyrodidae.